Ailuropoda melanoleuca (giant panda) is the source of this 3373-nucleotide messenger RNA. RefSeq names its product nuclear receptor coactivator 5 (gene NCOA5). The coding region runs from base 425 to 2005 and encodes 526 amino acids. The record is from RefSeq and is a predicted model, not a curated record. Gene Ontology annotation, biological process: regulation of signal transduction. The transcript has 9 exons. Lineage: Eukaryota; Metazoa; Chordata; Mammalia; Carnivora; Ursidae. Gene Ontology annotation, cellular component: nucleoplasm.
CCCCACUCUCCGCCCCGGCCGCCAUUGCCUCGUGCCCGCGCCGGUCGGUUGGUGGCGCCUUUGUCCUACGGCGGGCAGGUGGGCUGAGGCGGAGGCGGCAGGGGCGGGCCUGAGGCGAAGGAGCGGUCGGGAGCCCGCCGCGCUGGUAGCGAUAUUAAUAAGGCAGCGGAAAGAAGAAAUAUGAAUACGGCUCCAUCAAGACCCAGCCCCACACGAAGUAUACCAAUAAGGCAGAAGUAAAAUGGAAUAAGUAGGCAAGAUGGACGAAUAGUCAGCCUGGAAGAGGCUAAUCAUUCUCUAAGGAGAUCCAUAUGGCUUUGGAGACGUUCGAGAUACAAGACGUGAUAGAUCUCCAAUCCGAGGAAGUCCAAGGAGAGAGCCCAGGGAUGGCAGAAAUGGCCGGGAUGCCCGUGAUAGCAGAGCCAUGCGAGACCCCCGAGACUUGCGGGACCACAGAGAUAGCAGAGACAUUCGGGAUCACAGAGACAGCAGAAGUAUGCGUGAUGCUCGGGACAUGAGAGACCUUAGAGACUUUCGUGAUCUAAGAGACUCUAGGGAUUUUCGAGAUCACCGGGACCCCAUGUACGACAGAUACAGAGAUAUGAGAGAUUCCCGAGAGCCCAUGUACAGGAGAGAAAGCUCUUAUGACCGAUACCUGCGAAUGGAUGACUAUUGCAGGAGGAAGGAGGACGCUUACUUUGACCGCUACAGAGAUAGCUUUGAUGGACGAGGCCCUCCAGGCCCAGAAACUCAGUCUCGUGCAAAAGAGCGUUUGAAACGUGAGGAACGGCGUAGAGAAGAACUUUAUCGUCAGUAUUUUGAGGAAAUCCAGAGACGUUUUGAUGCUGAGAGGCCUGUUGAUUGUUCUGUGAUUGUGGUCAACAAGCAGACUAAAGAUUAUGCUGAAUCUGUGGGGCGGAAGGUACGAGACCUGGGCAUGGUAGUAGACUUGAUCUUCCUCAACACAGAGGUGUCACUGUCACAAGCCUUGGAGGAUGUUAGCAGGGGUGGGUCUCCUUUUGCUAUCGUCAUCACCCAGCAGCACCAGAUUCACCGUUCCUGCACAGUCAACAUCAUGUUUGGAACCGCACAAGAGCAUCGCAACAUGCCCCAGGCAGACGCCAUGGUGCUGGUGGCCCGAAAUUACGAGCGCUACAAGAACGAGUGUCGGGAGAAGGAACGUGAGGAGAUUGCCAGACAGGCAGCCAAGAUGGCCGAUGAAGCCAUCCUGCAAGAAAGGGAGCGCGGAGGCCCCGAGGAAGGAGUGCGUGGGGGGCACCCUCCGGCCAUCCAAAGCCUCCUCAACCUCCUGGCGGAUAACCGGUACCUCACUGCCGAGGAGACGGACAAGAUCAUCAACUACCUGCGAGAGCGGAAGGAGCGCCUCAUGAGGAGCAGCGCCGACUCUCUGCCUGGCCCGAUUUCCCGCCAACCACUCGGGGCGACCUCGGGUGCCUCGCUGAAGACACAGCCAAGCUCCCAGCCGCUCCAGAGCGGCCAAGUGCUCCCCUCUGCUACACCCAGUCCAGCUGCACCCCCCACCUCCCAGCAAGAGCUUCAGGCCAAAAUCCUCAGCCUCUUCAAUAGUGGUACGGUUAUGGCCAAUAGCAGCUCUACGUCCCCCUCAGUUGUUGCCGGAAACACCCAGAACCAGAAUUUUUCCACAGCACCGAACAGCCAGCCUCAGCAAAGAUCACAGGCCUCUGGCAAUCAGCCUCCAAACAUUUUGGGACAGGCGGGAUCUGCUCGGAACAUGGGCCCCAGGCCUGGGGCUCCUUCCCAAGGGCUCUUUGGCCAACCUUCCAGUCGCCUGGCAUCUGCCAGCAACAUGGUUAGCCAGAGGCCUGUGUCUUCCACAGGCAUCAACUUUGACAAUCCAAGUGUGCAGAAGGCUCUGGACACCCUGAUCCAGAGUGGCCCUGCUCUCUCCCACCUGGUUAGCCAGACCACAGCACAGGUGGGGCGGCCCCCGGCCCCGAUGGGAUCUUAUCAGAGGCAUUACUGAGGCUCAGUCUCUCAACUGUCCCCAGUCCUGUCAUCCCCUGGCCUCCCACCUACUGCAUUCAAAUAGAGUUAUUUGGAAGAUGUUCUCUGCGCCUCUCCAGGUCUACAUCGAAUGUUUCUACCACCUGCUCUCUCUUCUGCCCAAGGCUGUGUUGCUUAUUCCUUCCAGAGUCAGAGUUCAUACUGCAUUUGGGGGUAUAUCUUUUUCUGUUGUUUCUGGUUUUUGUUUUGUAGGAAAUAAAUCUCUCUGGGGUCACUUGGGCAGUAUAGGUGUCUGGGCUCAAUUUAUAUGUCACGGGUUUCUCUGGUCAAUCUGUCCGCUGGAUCUGGGGGCGGGGGGGGGGGCAGGAGGAAGCCAAGCCCAAUCGGCUGAGUUUGGAACGGCACUUCCGUGUCAUUCGCCACCGCCUUUGUUCAUUGUGAAUCUACCAAGGUGUUCCAGCUUUGCUCAAGCUCCGGUCUGCAGCUCCUGCCUAGGGUUGCAGAGGACCAGCGUGGGCUUGGCCAGCACAGUGCCGUCAUCGUGCCUCCCAUCCCACAUGUAUGGGAUCUGCUUGAGGAUUCAUAGAUCAGCUGCUCUGGAGUUGUCGAGAAGUAUCCGUGGCAGCCACAGAAGCAGACACUUUUCUGCAUCAUCCAGGAUUGUUGGUUUAGAGCUUUCUUUUUCUUUUCUUUUCUUUUUUUUUUUUCUUCUUCAUUUCAUUGGAGGAUCUCCAAUGGGCUGAACGGCUCCAGUCACCAGCAGUUCAACAAGAACUGUGAAUCUGGACCCUGACCACUCUCACCCCCUUAACAUUUCUGUCAGCCUCUCCCUCUCCAGGCCAGUUUCAUGGAGGCUCUGAGAAGGCAGCUCCAGACUCUGGCACGGAACACCCAUUUCUUUCAGUGAUUGUUUUGAGCUUUUGGCUUAGAAAUCAGGUUCUUAUUUUCAUCUGGAUUCUUAUUCUGUUUUCUGAGAAGCAGGAGGUAGGGACCAUUUUGAUGUCAGACUUUUGGUAGCUGGACAUAUCCUUGAUACAGGUGGCUGUUGAUAACUUUUGAGCCAGAGUGAAAUUAUUAGAGGGAGGACUUCUGGCUGCUGCUCUAAAUGGAGCCAAAGGAAGCUGCCCUCUCCCUAGGGGUGGUGCUCAUUAGAGCCCUGUGGAUCGCAGUCUCAAGGGGCCGCUGGCAGGGACGAGGGAGAGCAGUGACUUAGCUGAGUCCCUGCCAAUGGCUGAGCAAACAAUGAUUUAAAAAAUUCAAGGUCCCCAGGCAGCAGCGUUUUAUGUUCUGACCUGUUUGUGUUAUAGAGUGUUUUUUUUCCUCUUUGGAAUUCUGUGUUGUUAAUAAGAUGAGAUGAUUACUUUUUAAUUAAAAUGAAAAAGUAAAA